Molecule: messenger RNA, 879 nt
Organism: Panicum virgatum (switchgrass)
Lineage: Eukaryota; Viridiplantae; Streptophyta; Magnoliopsida; Poales; Poaceae
Exons: 1
Coding region: 92-337 (81 amino acids)
Source: RefSeq, a predicted model, not a curated record
UCCCAAGCAUUCCCCGUCUCGCUCUCGCCCUUUCCUCUCACCCCGCCAAGCCAACCAGUGCACACCGCUGGUCGCUGGAGUCGCCUCGCUGAUGGCCACCGAGACCAUCCAGGCUCCGGCUCCGGCCAUGCCCGCCGUGCCGGGGCGCGCCGCCGUAGGGGGUGCCGGCGGGAACGGCAGGGCGGGCCUGCCACCGCCGCGGAGGGGCCAGAUCAAGGAGCGGAUCCUCAAGGACGUCAUCGCCGCGGUCACCGCCAUGGCCGCGGGCCUCGUCAAGAACACCCGCGGCGCCGGCGCCGGAGGCCUCCCCGCCUCCGACGACGCCGACGAGAAGUGAAACACCCGCCGCCUCCGCUUGUGUGUUCCCUCUUCCGUCGUUCCCCCUCUGCGCCGCUCGCUCCUCUGCUGCUAUAAUGCGCAGGUUUUUAGUGCGCGCAGCAGAGGACCCCGGCCGGGGGGCAAAAUUACUACGAAGCUCUCGUGAUUUCUCGUUUCUGCACUUGUUCCUGUCGAUCACGGAUGGACCGGUUGCCGUAUUAGAGCUCGCGCUGAUCCGUCCGUGGUCUGGUUUCGCUGGUCUGUGGUUCUUGUCCUGCCCAUGGUUUUUGGUUUGGGUUUCAGUGGCUGCUUUCAGGAGGUUACUGAGGUUUUUAAGAAAGAACCUCCUGUUGCUGCUGCUGCUGCUGCUUGGUCACUGCUCUUAACUGUUAAGCAAGUUCGUGGUGUUUGCCGGUGUUUGAUUGUACUGUAUAAGGUGUAGGAGGGAUCAGCGAGUAUUAGGUCUGGUCCUUCCUUUUGUGUGUUACCAUUACCAACCCCUGCGUGAUGUAACUUUGCUUUACUAUCUUGUCCAAUAAAUCGAGCUUCUUGUGUGAAAUA